ACCGAAAUGAGCGGCCCGUCUUUCCAAAUUAUUCCUUCGGAUUUGGCUCCUAUGAAGGUGGUGAACUGUUCAUUUACGACCCUAAGGGAAAGCGGGACUGGACUGUGCCUGAGGGCAUGGCUUUGGAUCUUAAGGGUUCAGGCGAUAACAACUCCAACCAGAAGAUCAUGCACAGCUACCAGGCAGGAGACAAGAUCCCAGGAAAAUACCACGAGACUCGGCAUCGUUGGAGUGAGUUUCUAGGGGUCAAGCUUCCGCACGCGACGUGUCCAUGGAAGAACGGAGACCGCUAUCUUUUGGCAGCCUACUGGAAUUAAGGGCAUUGGAAUGCGAAGUACCUCCCUAAAUAGCAAAAUCAUUUGAAGAGAGCAGAAGAAGGCAACAAAAAUAAUCAAGGACAAAUAUGAAAAUCUGGCAGGAGAUGCGCUAGGAUUAUUUACAGUGGAUUUGCAAGCCUAUAUGUAUAUACUGUAACAGUACAGCUUAGUAUCUAUUAGCUCAUCUCCUUUUUUCUCCUGUUUGUAUUUCCAGGCAGGCUCAUCUUCCCAAUUCUUAGUUUUUAUAUUGGAUGUUGAACAAGGUCUGACACUGAGGCGCUUUUCUUAGGAGUGGCACCCCUCUAAUAGAAGGACAAGGACUUCAUCUCCGAUGAGAUCCGCGAGAAAAGUCUGCAGUUUUGGAAGUCGCGCAACUUUCUUCUUCCGCCCGCAAUUUCGUCUGCCAGCUGCUCAUCCUCUUCUUUAGACUUGGAGGGCUUGCGUGUCUGUAAUAGAGAGCAGAGCUCGGCGGGGACGAGAACUCGGAAAGCGGAGCCUGAACAGGAGACCAUGCCGGAGGCGGAGCAAAGUCGACUCCGCGAGAUCGCCAGCGAGGAGAUGGAGCAGCA
Messenger RNA from Amoebophrya sp. A25, 886 nucleotides. The record is from the annotation of a GenBank genome assembly. NCBI's taxonomy places the organism in Eukaryota, Dinophyceae, Syndiniales, Amoebophryaceae.